This is a messenger RNA of Plutella xylostella (diamondback moth), 652 nucleotides long. NCBI's taxonomy places the organism in Eukaryota, Metazoa, Arthropoda, Insecta, Lepidoptera, Plutellidae. The record is from RefSeq and is a predicted model, not a curated record.
UGUGAUCAGUGAUCACACAAAAAGUCAACAGGGAAGUGAAAAUAGAAUAAAAACGAGUAGAUAUAAAACAGUGGGAAGGAAUUAGGAAUAAACGAAACAUUCUAAUUAAUUAAUAUAAAUCAUAACUUAGAAACCGCUGACUUGUGCCAAGACAUGGCUAAGAACACUUCCAGUUCCGCUUUUCGCAAAAUUGAUAUUGAUCAAUACAACGAAGAUAAUUUUAAAGAUGAAGAAGCAGAGCAAUCAGUGCCCACUGGACCGGAUGAAGGAGACGUUUGUGCCUACCUCAAUCAAGGUAGAUAUGUUGAUGCUCUGAAGCUUGUUUUGAGCAAUGCCCCUCUUGGUUCAUCAGACCAACAAGUUAAGGAUAAUGCCUUAGCUCUGACUCUAAAGGUGCUCCUUGCCAUCAAGUCAGCACAAAUUGAAGAAGCGGUGGCGGCUCUGUCCCAAGAAGAUGUUGACAUUCUCAUGAAGUACAUCUACAGAGGGUUUGAGUACCCAUCGGAGGGCUCUAGUGGCCACCUGCUGUUGUGGCAUGAAAAGGCCUUCAGCAUUGGAGGAACUGGCUCCAUCGUCCGAGUACUCUCUGAUAGAAUGAAAGUUUAAAUCUAAGUUUUAUAUUGAAAUAAAGUAUUACCUAUUAUUAAACCCA